Molecule: messenger RNA, 1277 nt
Organism: Dicrocoelium dendriticum
Lineage: Eukaryota; Metazoa; Platyhelminthes; Trematoda; Plagiorchiida; Dicrocoeliidae
Source: the annotation of a GenBank genome assembly
GCUCGUCGGAAAUAUUUUCACUGGAACCACUGCGCCCCACAGUUGACUCAUGAUUUCCUCGCCAUUCUGCUCAACGGUCCAUAACUUAGGGAGUAUGUUAAAUAAGCAUGCCUUCGGUUUCCACACCUACUCGCGCAUAUGAAAUCAUCGGUACCUUGAACGAAGAACCUUGCGUUCAAAUCUCGGAUUUAUUAUUGCGAAACGGCUGCGACGCUCAUUUUACUUAUAAACGCAUGUGCACGAAUGAAAUGUUCCCUUUCCCCAUCAGAGACAGAGUAAUCAGAUUUGAAAACCAACAGACGAAGGAUCCUAGUCUGAUUUUGGAUCCUUUGUCCAGUCAGAAUAUGUUUUUCGCGAAGAAGGUUCCUCCAGUUUCUGACUUGAAUACGAAUGCAGCAGAACUAACUGUUUCCACUGAUUUGUUUCCGUCACGCACUAAUGUCCAGUUUCACUCAUGCAGUUGCUCACCCCCUCCUCCAGCCCUCUCUCCCGCUAGUCUCUCCCCAACUCAUAUUGGCAGCAGUUUGUUCAAUCAAACUUCGUCUCCGUCGCCUCCUGUUAUAGUGGCGGAGAUAGGCACGCAUUCUUCUUCAUCCUCCGGAACAACGUCCGAACGAACAGCUCAUUUGGUUUCGAAGUCGAACUUCUAUCGUUCUCUUUCGGAUAAAGGUAUCCAACCUGGGAACAGUUUGCCGUUCGGCGAUAAGUUGACUGUUGCUCCCAGACUGAGUGCACUGUCUUCGUCCAGUUCUAGCAGCUCCUCAUCCACUUCUUCCUCGUCCGUACUGAACGAUACUGUGGAACAAGUUGGAAAAGGUUUACCUAUAUUGGAGAAAAUGUCCAUUGCACUUGGAUCUCCACGUCUUGUCACUGGUGAUCAACUUCUUGUAACCCAUUCAAAGGAGAAUAAUAUUGGGCCAAGCAAUUCUGGAUUAUUCGUGCAGACAAUGCAGACCGUUGAGAAGACGGUCAAGCUUGACGUCCCGACCCCUAUCCAAGUGAAUGGUGGCGCCGCGGAUGAGGGACCACCCAGUAGCCCAAAGGAGCCUUCAGAAAGCGUUGUUAAAUCAGCUGGUCCGGGCCGCCGUCCUAGGGCUGGGCGACCAAGAAAACGACGUCUAACUACUGUUGGCAGCAGAGUCAACAAGAUCAAGAGAGGCCGGUGCGAUUCAGAUUCGGAUUCCCAGAGUAUCUGGCCUAGUCGACCCUCCCGCGGAAGAGCUACUUCUCUCACUCUUGUCGGAGAACAAAGACGUAGACCUGGAAACAAACGGUAA